GUCUGACCACCACUUGACUUCUUCUCCCAUCCUGUCCUACUCAACAUCCUACUCAUCUCUACACAAUCAUCUCGCCACCAUGUCCAGCAAUUCUAGCACCUUCACCAAUAGCUCGUACACCUUCAGCUCCAGCAGCAGCUCCAACGACGGCCAGACAACAGGCGCUACCCGUUCCACCGUCUCGCACACAAACCAUGAUGGCACCUCUGUCCGCACUACCCAGCAAAACCUUGGUGGCCCCACGAUAGAAGAGACAAGACACUACGACAGCCAGGGUCGCGAGCAGCUGGGCAUGCCUCAACAGUCAACCAACCAGCGUCGUCUCCAAGAGAACGAGGUCGAAGACGUGACCGAGGAGUCUGAUGCAGACAAGAAGUACCGCGAGGCCAUGGAGGACGAGUACGCAAAGCGCGAAGGUGGUGCAUAGACUACUCGGCCCGCUUCACACUAUCCGCUCCUCUAUUCCACGAUCCAGAGACGACGACCUGAGACCCACACGGAUGUCAAGAC
Aureobasidium subglaciale EXF-2481 is the source of this 510-nucleotide messenger RNA. RefSeq lists its product as uncharacterized. Lineage: Eukaryota; Fungi; Ascomycota; Dothideomycetes; Dothideales; Saccotheciaceae. The transcript has a single exon. The coding region runs from base 80 to 427 and encodes 115 amino acids. The record is from RefSeq and is a predicted model, not a curated record.